AUGUCGCUCAAAGGUCUCACUAUCGGUGCUAUAAUCUUCUCAUCGGUGACACUGCUGGCAUGUCUAUUCGCUGUCUGGUCAAUCUCCAAAGAUGUCGACGAUAUUUGGGCUGAAAUUGACUCUGAAAUGAGUUCAUUCAAGGUAGUUCUGUACCGAUUGGUUUUGGUGUCGCCAAAGCAGAUUUUCCAUUUUGUUUGA
Anisakis simplex (herring worm) is the source of this 198-nucleotide messenger RNA. Lineage: Eukaryota; Metazoa; Nematoda; Chromadorea; Rhabditida; Anisakidae. The record is from the annotation of a GenBank genome assembly.